UAGAGGAGGAGGCGGGAUUGUACGAAUACGGGUGUUUGAACAACGGGAACAUGUUUACACUCAUGCGAAGAUGUCUGAAGAAGUGCUGGAUGAAAUAUCUGUGUUGUCUUCAAUUUACUGUGAAAAAGACGAAUUUCAGUUGAUUGAGAAAUCUGCGCAAACAGGACUUGUGUACCGCAUCUGCACUGCGAUAGACACUGACAGCGGGAGAAAAACCCUGAACCUCACUUUCCAUCUCCCUCCUUUAUACCCCCAAACCCCUCCUGAUAUCAGCAUCACAUCUGGUGAUUUCUCAAGGAACCUCUGCCAGGAGCUGAAGAAUGCGAUGCUCAGGAAAGCUCACACGCUUCCACCUGAACCCAUGGUUCACCAGCUAGUGACGUGGCUUCAGCACAAUAUCACCGACCUGAUUACAACCACAAACAGCCCAGGAGAUGAGACCAGUAAAGCACAGGACAUGUGGAUGGCGUUGCUGCAUUUAGAUCAUAUGCGGUCUAAAGCUAAAUAUAUCAAACUGAUUGAAAAGUGGACCUCAGAGCUGGGUUUAAUGGGGAGACUGUUUGUGGGAAGGCCGAUUUUAAUUUUGCUGCAAGGAACAAAGGAAAGCAUUAAGGAAUAUAUCCACCUUCAGAGGAAGGUGAAAGUCGACGUGGACUCGUCAGGCAAGCGCUGCAAAGAGAAGAUGAUGAGGGUUUUAUGUGAAGUGCCCCUUACCGAGGAUUUUAAAAGGAUAUCAACGUUUGAGGUUAAAGAAGACUUGUCUUUAGAGGACCUGAGAAGGGAGUUUGAUUUGGUUGGAUCAAUGAAGCUUUAUCAAGAAUUUCUUCCCACUUUACAAUAAAUGAUUGAUAAAUUAUUGACUCUUUUUAUACACGAAUUACUACUAAGGGAGUCCUUGAGUAAAACCCGAGCAGUGACUGAACACCUGGGACUGUAAAUUCACACACAGUCGGUUAUAAGAUCACUUUUUAAUCAGUUCAGUUGUGGUCAAGGUUGAGCAGCAGGUAGAUGAGCUGUCUCAGGGUCUCCUGAGCUUGCCUUAUUGUCUGUGGAGGAGUGUUUAAGGCUUAAGGCUUAAAGGCUUAAGGCUUUUCAUUCUGAUCAGAAGGAUAUGAGUUUAAAUCCCAAGCCACCAUGGAUGGGUUCUUGAACUUUAGCAGUACGAACUAGUGUAAAUGUGUCUGCUUGGAUUUCCCUGGGGAUCUUUGUUUUCCUGCCUCCUAACCGCCGUCCCAUCCAGGAUGUAUACUCAUCUCAUUUCUGGUGUGUUCCCAGGAUAGGCUUCAAAUCACCCUGAUCACGAGUUACUGACGAUUUUAAUGGAUGAUUCUAUAGCAAAAUGUUUUUCAAUAUCAUUCUUUCAUAAACUGUAUAAAUGUAUAAAGAAAGAUUUAUCUCACUUGGAAAAAAGAUGUCUAUAAAUAUUGGCAACUGAUGAAAUAAUAAUAAAAAAAAGAUUUUACUUUAUACCAAACAACCUUUUUUUUUUUUCAUGUUCAUAUUAUCCUGUUCUUCUGAAUCUAUUCAUCUUCCACUUUUCAGUAUGUUUAAAUACAGACAUCUCUUUGUGGGUUAAAUUAGAUUUGAAAUCCAUUUUGUUCCAGUUUGUAAAUCCUUAUCCUCAAAUCCGUAUUAAAGAUGUUUAAUUAAAAUCACCUUAUUGCCCUUUUACCAUCAUAACUUCCGAACAAUAAAUUCACCUUACAUGCUCCUCUCCA
This is a messenger RNA of Tachysurus fulvidraco (yellow catfish), 1718 nucleotides long. It is a transcript of the gene rwdd3, whose product is annotated as RWD domain containing 3. The coding region runs from base 71 to 841 and encodes 256 amino acids. The record is from RefSeq and is a predicted model, not a curated record. The transcript has 4 exons. Lineage: Eukaryota; Metazoa; Chordata; Actinopteri; Siluriformes; Bagridae. Gene Ontology annotation, biological process: positive regulation of hypoxia-inducible factor-1alpha signaling pathway; positive regulation of protein sumoylation. Gene Ontology annotation, molecular function: protein binding.